GCGGCUCCCGGCUGGCGGCGGCGCGCCCCCGGGCUGUGAAUGCGACUCGCCCCUCGGCCGCGCUCCCCGCCCGCCCGCCCGCCGGGACGUGGUAGGGGAUGCCCAGCUCCACUGCGAUGGCAGUUGGCGCGCUCUCCAGUUCCCUCCUGGUCACCUGCUGCCUGAUGGUGGCUCUGUGCAGUCCGAGCAUCCCGCUGGAGAAGCUGGCCCAGGCACCAGAGCAGCCGGGCCAGGAGAAGCGCGAGCACGCCUCUCGGGACGGCCCGGGGAGGGUGAACGAGCUCGGGCGCCCGGCGAGGGACGAGGGCGGCAGCGGCCGGGACUGGAAGAGCAAGAGCGGCCGUGGGCUCGCCGGCCGGGAGCCGUGGAGCAAGCUGAAGCAGGCCUGGGUCUCCCAGGGCGGGGGCGCCAAGGCCGGGGACCUGCAGGCUCGGCCCCGUGGGGACACCCCGCAGGGGGAAGCCCUGGCCGCAGCCGCCCAGGACGCGAUCGGCCCGGAACUCGCGCCCACGCCUGAGCCACCCGAGGAGUACGUAUACCCGGACUACCGCGGCAAGGGCUGCGUGGACGAGAGCGGCUUCGUAUACGCGAUCGGGGAGAAGUUCGCGCCGGGCCCCUCGGCCUGCCCGUGCCUGUGCACCGAGGAGGGGCCGCUGUGCGCUCAGCCCGAGUGCCCGAGGCUACACCCGCGCUGCAUCCACGUCGACACGAGCCAGUGCUGCCCGCAGUGCAAGGAGAGGAAGAACUACUGCGAGUUCCGGGGCAAGACUUAUCAGACUUUGGAGGAGUUCGUGGUGUCUCCAUGCGAGAGGUGUCGCUGUGAAGCCAACGGUGAGGUGCUGUGCACGGUGUCAGCGUGUCCCCAGACGGAGUGUGUGGACCCUGUGUACGAGCCUGAUCAGUGCUGUCCCAUCUGCAAAAAUGGUCCAAACUGCUUUGCAGAAACUGCUGUCAUCCCUGCUGGCAGAGAAGUGAAGACUGACGAGUGCACCAUAUGCCACUGUACUUACGAGGAAGGCACAUGGAGAAUCGAGCGGCAGGCCAUGUGCACAAGACAUGAAUGCAGGCAAAUGUAGACCCUUUCCAGAACACAGACUCUGACUUUUUCUAGAACAUUUUACUGACGAGAACAUUCUAGAUGACUCUGGGAAAUAUCAAGCAAAGGAGAGAAGACUUUUAAUGAGGAAUAAUGGAAAAUUGUUGGUCCUUUUGCUUUUCUUGAUAACAGUUACUACAACAGAAGGAAAUGGAUAUAUUUCAAAACAUCAACGAGAACUUUGGGCAUAAAAUCCCUCUCUAAAUAAAUGUGCUAUUUUCACAGUAAGUACACAAAAGUACACUAUUAUAUAUUAAAUGUAUUUCUAUAAUCCCUCCAUUAGAGAGCUUAUAUAAGUGUUUUCUAUAGAUACAGAUUAAAAAUGCUGUGUUGUCAACCGUCCUCACUGUGUACCUGCAUAUCUUUUUCAGUUCUGAUUCUAUCACCCGGGAAUGUAUGUUCCCCCUGCACAUUUUCACAGGGCAGAGUCACCCAUGAAUGGAUCAUAAGAUCUUAGACCAAUUUCCACUGAAACCCUGUUUAAAUUCUAUUUAAUUACAGACGUAUAUCUAAUGUUGAUCCUUAGAAAAUUUAGUCUAUUUCACAUAAAUAUAUUUCCUUCCUUCUUACAAUAAUAUACUGCUUUUAUCUGCUUCGUUCUUAGUCAUUUGUGAAAUGCAGGUGUAAAGAUCACGAACUCACACUUUCUCAGUUCUUUCCCCUAAGCUCCUGUAUUGUAGACCAUAGGUAAACACAUAUGUAUUUCAUUCUUAUUUAUAUUACUUUCUCUUCUAAAUAUAAUUUUAAUUCAUUCCCUAUAUUGAGGAAUAUAGGCUGGAAAAUUUGCAUUACUGUUCCAUCAAGCUGAAGCAGGCAACAAAAUAGGGGAGGAGUCCUUUGAUUCUACCAGGAGAAUCAACAAAAAUCGAACUCCUGAACAAAUUUAUAUACUUGAAACCUAAAUGUGCUACAGAUAUCUCAGCUCUCAGUUCAUUGGAAUCAUAUUUGUCAUCAGAAUGAGUCAUCUAUCCUCCAUAAAGUACACAGUUAAAUCCUGACUGAUAAUGUUGAAUUAGCCACCCUUCACAUGCAGAGUGAGAAAGUUCUUCUGUUAAAACAAGUCUGAAGGCCAAUUGUUCUACACAACUUUCCUGUAGUUGAUAUAAUUCCAAGCCAACUUCUUUUCUCUUCACUUGGACAGAGUGAAGAGACAUAAAAAGCCACUGCCAAAUCCUUCUAAUCUAAUCAAGGCAUAUUAGAAAAUAGUUGUAUCUUUAUCAAUCAUAUCAACAUAGGAUGCGUUGUGAAAGAGGUAAUUGGAGUCUUAAUAGGUGUAGGAUAAAAAAAAGCAACACUAUCAUCAUUAUUCAUGUCUCUAAAGGAUUAAAAUAUACAUAAUCAUUAUUUGAAGCCUUUAAAGGGAUUUUCCAUAUUUUUGUUUAUUCUAAAAUUUUGCAUUAAGAACCUAUUAAGUACAAAGCACUUGUGAUGGCAACAAGGGAAUAAGGCUUGAUUUCUUGCCUUCUUGGACUUUUGGCCUCUGGCAUAAGAAGUAUAGGUAAUUAUAAUGUAUUGUGUUAAGAGCCAAACUAAGAGAUCAGAAAAUGGAGAUUAGAGAGACAUCCUAAAGAGAAUAUAGAGAGCAUGAAAAAAAUUAUUAUAUAAAAAAUUCAAUCAUUAAAGACUGAAAAAUAUUUGAGAAAAACAGAUACAUCUAUCAUAAUUGAAAAAUUAAACUGUUGUGAAACUUAGUAAAUAUAAAGAUUCCUCUGACUGAGUCAUCAAAACAUUUACAUAUAAUCAUUUACUUUUUAUCUUGUUCAUAAAGAACAUCUUGAGCCAAAGGGACUACAGGUACAUAGGCUUCAUGAAACUACUCAGGGAAAUUAUUAGCUAACUGCUCUCAGCUGUAAUCAGCUUUCAAAAAAAACCUUUAUUAUUAAAGACUGCUAGACAUUGGCCAUCCCUCCUUUAUUCAAGGAUGGAUUGUUAGAGACAGCUAUUUAAAAUUGUCAUUUUGCUAAUAAAUGACCCUAGCCCCAUGGGUAGGUGGCCCUUAGUAACCUCUUUAUUCUUUGAUUUGCAUGAUGCAAUUAAAGACUCCUAAGUCCAUGUGGCUCAAAGACUUCCUGUUUCCCUUGAUAAUAAUUCCUACCAGAAUGGAUGAUGAACUCUGAAAUCAUUGCAAUGGUAUUUUCAAUGCUGUGAGAAUUUCAGAAAACCUAGUAUUUUGUUGCAUAUAGAGAGAACAAACAUAAUAUCAUCUUGGGAAAUUAACUAAUUCACUUGCUCUAAACUUAGUGUGACCUGCACGGUCAUAGGCACAUACUCCUAAGAGCUGAAGCUCAGUGGCUGUUACUACACCAGAGUUCCCUCUCCAUCUCUGAUUUCAACCCCUCAUUUCUUUUCCCUCAUAGAAAUACUACAUAAACCAAACCCAUGGAAGAACUUGGAUUGAUGACACUGCACAUACUCAUUAAUAAUAAUGGCAUUAUUUUCAUUUUUGUCCAAGACCAAUUUCUUCUUGCAGUUAGACUUUCACAACUGUACAGCUAUCUCAGACAUUCUAUUUUCCUCUCCUCUGUUGUCAAAGAACUCUUUGCUGAGAUUAUCAACAACAAACCUGUUCUAGUGAAUAAAUAUGCUAACUUCAAUAACUGCCCAAUAAAAAGAGGAAAGUAUAAGUUACUCGAUUUCAAAAUAAUAUGGUUUGGAGAAGCACAGAAAAGGGGGCCUCAGAAUUCAAGUAUGGAAGUUCUGGAAAAGCCAUAAUCAUUAAAAUUCAAAUAGGUCUGCUCUAUAAGUACCUAAUAAUUGUUAAACGAUAUAUUCAAGUUAAUAAACUGAAGCGUGCUUACAAAUGUAUUAAUGAAUUUAUUUCAAAUUUUUCAACUAUAUUUAGAUCUAAAAGUAUAAAGCUACUCAUGUAAGCAAUACAAUGGUUCUGGAAGUUAUCUGAUGUCUUAGAGGUUUUCAAGUUAAAUUCAUUCUUUCAGUCACAGGAUACUUACUUGUUGGGUGGAUUAACAAUACUUUUUAUUGACAUUUCCCAGAAGUCUUGAGUAAAGUCAGCUCAAAAACUUGUAUUUCAUCCCUGCAUGCAACAAGCAUUAGAUGCACUUGAGCCUGGUCAAGCCUUGCUAUAAUAUUGCAGCUAGUGCAGAUGGAGAGGCACAGUAUCCUUGACAUCAAGGGGUCUGUAAGCCUUGAAAUAAAUUUACAUUUGAUUGUAUUACUUUUAAUCUUUUGAUACUUAAAAUUUCAUCAUCUGCUUUGUGCAGUAAAACAUGCUGAGAAGAAUUCUCAUACAGUUUUACGUUUGUAACAUCAUUAGUAUGUCUAAUAAACUCUCUUCUCUACUUCUCCAACAUAAAUGUUACAUUUAUACAAGGCUAAAAAGUCCUAACAAAUCAGAAAAUUCAAAUCUUUCUUUAAUAUCUGUUUUUAUUUUAAGCAGUGAAAUGGGUUUAUAAAUGUACACAUUAUCUGAAACUUACAAAAGAUAUACUAUUUCAAACAAGCAUUGUUGGAAACUACAUCCAUUAAGUGUGGACUAUUUAAACAUAUAAUAAACAAAACUAUUGACACAAAACUAUUAUUUUAAAAAUACUAACGAUUCGCUAAAUUUGCUUCAAUGGGCAAGAGAUCAAUCCUACUUUUCAUUAUUCUUUUUAAUAUCAUAUUUUUCCCCAACACAAUGUAAUAAGAAAAGAAGAGUAUCAGAUGUGCAAAUAAGCACCAUUGAUAAAAACAUACAUGCUUCUUUGGCCAACAUAAUUUGUAACUUUCUUACUGAACCUACUUACCUACUCAAUUUCUUUUCCUCACUAGUAGUGUCUGUGGAUGGUUGAUAAAAUCAGUAACUAUUCUGAAGAAUUAGAUAGACAGAGAGCAAUUUACUUAUUCAGGAAUAAGGGCAUUUUUACAGUACAUAUUUUUCACAUUCCAGCUGCCACUUCCAAAGCUCAGGUUCUCAUUGCUCCACAGCACAGAUUAAACAGCCUAUUUAUACCAUAUCCUCACUCCAGACUAACCUCUUCAGUCUACUAUUUUAGUUUUCUAAAUGUAGAUCUAGUUUUCAACUGAAUUCUUUAUUUUGAGGAUUGCAAUCACACACAAAAUAACAUCCAAACUCCUCAGCAUGGAAGACUGGUGUCUUCACAAUUAGAUCAUGGACCACACUAUGACCCAGGCCCCUGUGGCUGGUGAAACCUCUGGGCCCUGGGUACUGGAAACUAUACUCUAAACAUGGUCUCUACUAUCCCAGAUCCUGCUCUGAGUGUCCUCUGCAGCACGUUGAGAUAAUAGCCAUUUUCAAUGGUCUAAUUCAAGUGCCACUGCUGGUAAGAAGGCUUCUGUAGUUCUCGUUGGAUGAAUUGUCACUCUAUGUCCCAGUAAUAGUGUUAAUUUUGUUUCUUAUUUUAACAUACAAUUUAGAAAUCGUACCAUAUUUUGAAUAAUAAUGUUAUGCUUGCUGCUUCUAUUAUUUACAAAUCCCUUUAAUUCAGACUGUGAGACAUUCAAUCCUGAAAACCACCCAAUAUCUUUAUGUUAAAGGCUUGUUGAGUUAUAGUCAAUCUAUUAGUUCAGAGUUAUUUACUAUUCUUGUUUAAGGACAAUGUAUAUAUUAAAGAGCAACUAAAAGCUCCCAUUACUGUUUGCCAUCCCAGUUGUCUUUGGAUUUCUCUGUUAACUUGCAAGUAUCAAAUAUCUAAGUCACAGACCCUGAGACACACCAAAUACACCAAAUACCCCAUGGUGGUUUUAGGAUGAAGUCUGACAGCUGUUGGCCAUUUCUGAUGCAAGUCAGAAAAAAAAUUACCUUUGGUGUGAAAUUUCUGAUGCUGAAGAAACUUUCUUGUAUUGAAGACACAUUGGCCCUUUAUGAUAAAGAAGUCAAGUUUACAGCUUCAAUAUUUAUUUACUUAUUUCUAAUUUCUGAAAAACAAUUUUCUUAGCCUUUUAUUUGUGGUAUUGAGUAUUUCUGCAUGUUUUAAUCUUUCUAAAUAAUAUUAUUAAACACCUCAAUAGGUAUCUAGUGAACUGACAAAAUAAUGAGCCCAGUCAUUUGUACAGAAAUGUAGUAGCUUCCAUAACCUGAAUGAUAACUAUUUAAAAGUGAUGGUUGUCUAUAUUUUACAACAGUGUCAAAUUUCACUCUAAAUUUUGCAAAGCACCUGCUAUCCUAGCCUAACACACAAAUUUAGAAACUAAUUCCAAUGCCUAAUUUUUAAAUGAAUAAAUUUCAUUGACUAUUAAGUGACACUGACAAUCACCCUGAAAAGUAUUCAGCCAAAGUUUCAACAGAAUUAGGAAAUGUAAAUGAAAAUGUGCUCUCAGUGCUUGGCCUAUGAGUAGUUUAUGAUUUAAGACAUGCAUGCUGUUUAACUCCUUCCUUUAAAGUUCAGAAAAGUACAUAAAGCUUCUGACUGACUUAUUAUAUAGGCACAGAAUUAUCAAAAGCAAUCAAAAUAUAUACCUAAAGUCAAUUUAGUAUAUUAUGAAUACAGCCUGAUGACUAAAAACAAUUGCAAAUAUUGCUACUUUAGUUUUUAAUUCAAUUUUCAGUAAGUAGAAAUAUUUCUCAAUUUUAUUUAGUAUCUAAUUGUAUUAAGAUCAAUGCAUACAUUAAAGUACAUUUAUAUGAUUAACAUUUAAUGAUCAUUAUUUUACUUAAUGAUUAAUAUUUUCCAUUAUUUGAAUUUCUGCAAUUUAUGUUUUAAAAAGAACUGUUUCCAAACACAUUUUAUGGAAAGAUUUCAUUUUUCCAUUCCCUUUACUUUUAUAUAUGCAUUGUCAAAUAAAUACAAUUCUAUUUUUAUUUCUAUUAAAGUUCAGGGUUUAUUAUUUUCCUAAGCAUAUAACUCUUAUAAUUAUAAUGGAAAAAAAGUGACAAGCAUCCAGUAAUAAAAACCUAUGAAACUAUUAACGUUCUUUACAUUACCAAGUAGUUUCAUAGUUUUAAAAAGCCAUUCUAAAGCAAUCAAUGAAUGUAUGUCAUUGGCCAAAAGUUAUGCUAUGUUUCCUUCACUUAUUAUCACAUUUAACCUCAUAAUUCUCCCAAAUAGUGGGCAAUGCUAUCACCUUAGCUGCAGAAAAGUAAAUAUAGGCUCAGGGAAAUUUAAAAACUGCCUUAAGAUUCAGUCUAGUGUGUGAGGGGUUGAGUUAAGAAUCCAAAUCUGCUUUAUACCAGAGAUCAUGAUUUGAAGUCUUACCAUUUGUGUUUAGGCCAGGGACUUCUAGAAAUUAGACAGAAAUUUCCAAAAUGGUCUUUCAUCCCACCACCCAUAAGUAAGAUAAUGAAUAGCAACACAGAUCCCUAAUUCUAGAAUGCUAAUCGUGAUACUUGUCAAAGUAAAUAGCAGCUCCUCACAAAAAUGUUGUGACCUCCCUAGUUUAAAUGCUUAUUCUAUAUUUUGAUUCCUAAAUCUACUCUUUUUGAAAAUAGUAGUCAAGCAUCAGGUUGUUUAGAUAUGAUUGUUACAUUGAAAUUUACAAAAUAUAACCAAAUAUUGUGACCCAAUUUUUCUGGAGCCAAGAGAAGUAAAUUGCUGUUUUUUAGGUGAUGAUUACAUGACAAACACUACAAUUUCAAAUUUUGAAUUAUUUUAUCUGAUUUCUUCAUUUUAUCAACUCUGCUGUAUUGAUGAAGAAGUCAAGAUAUGGUGGGUAACUUAUCCAAAUUUCAGUGAUGGGCCGGGUGCAGUGGCUCAAUCCUGUAAUCCCAGCCCUGUGGGAGGCCAAGGCAGGCAGAUCAUUUGAGGUCAGGAGUUUGAGGCCAGCCUGAUCAACAUAGUGAAACCCCAUCUCUAUUAAAAAUACAAAAAAAAUUAUCUGGGCAUGGUGGCGCAUGCCUGUAAUCUUGAUUACUUGGGAGGCUGAGGCAGAAGAAUCCCUUAAACCCAGGAGGUAGAGGUUGCAUGAGUGGAGAUUGCACCACUGCACUCCAGCCUGAUUGACAGAGUGUGACAAUGUCUCAAAAAAAAAAAAAAAAAAAUCAGUGAUGGAACUGAGCCCAAAUCUGUCUGAUUCCAAAGCUGUCCUGCAUGGGGCAGAGUCAGGACUGGAAUGGAUACCUCUGCCUGCUUCCAAAUAUUCUUCCCUGGACAGCAGCUAUGAGUGUUACUCAAUCUAUUUAUUGAUUGCGUUCUACAUGUCAAAUGCAGUUUAGGCCUGGGUGAUAAAGCCAUAUAUGGUCUUUGGGCCCACGAAGCUCUGAGUCAAGUAUACCAGCAGAUAUCAUUAAACCAAUAAAAAAAAAGUGAUGGCAUCACAUGCCAUUUUGAACUUUUACAUUAAAGUCAUUAACUUACAUCAGUAUAUGCUUUUAAGUAAAGUUUUGCUGUUUCCUGAUUCAUAGUAGCUAGUGAUAAAAUUAUGAAGUUACUAUUGUAUGUUCUAAUGACAUAAAAAACUAAGUGCCUGCUCCAGCUAGUUAUGUUCUCCAAUAUACCCUGUACAUGUAUUUUUUAUUUAAUCCUCACAAACCUCAGUUUAAUUUAAUAUAGAUUAAUUAUAAAAGUGAUCUACCCAUGUUAUAUAAUGUUAAACCUGUAGUUUCAAAGUGUAUGCUAUUUCUUAAAAACAAAGAUUGUCCCCACUCCAAACAAUAACAGCAAUGGUGAAGGUCAUGGGUGGACAGAGGUUGUCCCACCUGACCCCAGGGGGCUCAGCCACCAGUGGCCGGGUCUAUCCACUGCUCCCACCCCCACCCUAUUUUCUCUCAAGAGAAAGAUUUUCAUUUUAAGAUAGGCAUGAGUGCAAUAAAGGAGAUUGAUACAAAAUCGUUGUGUUCUAUAUAUCUUUUUGUAGGGUGUAGAUUAAUUAUGGCCAAUUGAUACCUUAAAAAAUGUCUGUUACAAAUAGCAACACGGAAGUGAGAUUCAAAAUGUGCCCUCUAUUGAAGCUAAGAAAGUAAAUGUCUUUAAAAUAAACAUAAUGGACUUUUUUUUAGUAGAAUAAACAGCAUACCUACACUUCAGAGGACAAAUCAUGUUAUAUAGUGACCAGGAGGGAAAGUAAAAAGAGAUAUUUGGAUAUAGAAGCAAAAUGGAAAUGUUGAAAUUUAGGGUAGAGCAAAACUGAGGUUUGUGUGAAACAUUUAACAUAUUAAGAACUAUGACUUAAAAACUCAAAAAUUUUAAUACAUGAUAAAUCUCUUUCUUAAGAAAAAUAAUGAAAAUGGGAUUUGGAUGAGAUAAUUUUCCUUUAAAUUUUUUUCUCAGAAUUAUGUAAAUUCUCCAGCUGGCAGCUCAUAUUUCUGUACAUGCAUGCAUCUGUACAAACGGUUAAACAGUUUCUCUUUCAAUUCGCUGCGAUCGGAAAGCUAGAUAUAAAUAUAAGCAAGGGUCUGAUUAAAAGAAAACAAAGCAGACAAAAGACAAGGGAAGCAAUGCAUUGUUGGCCAGAAAUUCCUUUUAAGUCAGAUAAUCACAGAUAGUUGGAGCUAAGCAGUGAAGAGUGUAGGGGAACGGGGAGAGACUCUGCUUGGCCGAGUUUGCUAUCCUCAUUUGUCUAUGUCAGUACAGCUACAUGAAGUCCACAACUAUUUGCAUAUAGCUAUAAAUGUAGCAUGAAUAAUACACAUACAUAUUCACAUAUGUAUUUAAUUGUUUACUAUUUAUAAUUUGAAUUAAUUUUUAAAAUAAUUUCAAAUACUUCUUCCAUAAACUCAGUAUUUGAAAACUUAAAAAAAAGUCAUCUUAAAUGAUAUCAUUUAUCAAGUCUGUGUGAUGCUUUACAAGGUAUCCGGUGAAUGUAAAAUUAUAGCUUUUUGUCUUCAUUUUAAUAGGCUGUUGUAGGAACAAUGUACUUAAGUGCUGUACUUACUACACUUACAAAUUUCAAACAGUUUCUAUAGACUGAGAACAAUGUUAUGUUUUUAUAAAUUAUUAGGUGAAAGUUUUCCAGUAAGUGUUCAUGUCCUAUACAAAUUUAUUAAACAUCAAUUUUACAUAACAACUGUAACCAUUAAUAAAUCGUCAGUUACCACUUUUCCUGCAUAUCUGACAGAUGGAGAACACUGUGCUUAGUGUUGAAGAUACCAAAGGGAACUCAAGUGAGGGGAAAAGAGGAGAGCAAACUGAUCAAAAGGGAAUGCCCAUGAUGCUUUCAGGAAUCAAGGGUGAGAACAUGCUGGCUGGAGGAUGGGUCUGGUUUCCAGCAGAGAUGAUAGGAGUUAAAUGGCAUAGGUGAGUUGUUCCCAUCCCUGGCCUGAGCCUUACUCCAUAGGUAUAGAAACACAGUCUCUAGAAACAAAGGCCAGAGUAUCCUUUAACUUUUAUAUCAUAAAUAUUCUCAAUAAAUGUUUGCAAUUUAUUUGCUUUAAUGUAACUUGCCAGUAAAGACUUUGGCCUUUGGAGGUCUGAUGCUAAUCCCAGUUCUACCACUUACUGGUUAUCUAUCAGGUACACGUUACCUACCUCUCUGUAACUUAGAUUGCUCAUCGGUAACAUGGGGAGAGUGGUAUCAACCACUAGGAGGAUGAAAUAAGUGAAUAUUUGUAAAACACGUAGCCUAGAAUAGAUAAAUAUUUAUAAAGCACAGGUCUAUUAAAAGUGUUUAUAACAUAAUACAUUGAAAAUAUGAGACUAUUGAAAUUAAAACAUUUGGAAGAUUCUAAUAAAUAAAUAAUUUAAUUCAGUGCUCAUUUGAAAAAUAUUCUAUCCUCAUGUUUAAAUUUAACAUAUAUAAUUUAUAUAUUACUUUUUAUCCCAUUUAUAUAUAUAUUUACCAGAAAAAUGUUUUGUAAUACCUUAAUUUUAUGUGGAGCUGAAUUUAAAUAAUUAGGCCUAAUUUGUAUGUAUUGUUGGAUGGGUAUGUGUAUUGAACUGAUUUAUAAAAUAAAGUAUUUAUUAAAC
This is a messenger RNA of Sapajus apella (tufted capuchin), 10896 nucleotides long. It is a transcript of the gene VWC2, whose product is annotated as von Willebrand factor C domain containing 2. Gene Ontology annotation, biological process: negative regulation of BMP signaling pathway. Gene Ontology annotation, molecular function: protein binding. The coding region runs from base 99 to 1076 and encodes 325 amino acids. Gene Ontology annotation, cellular component: AMPA glutamate receptor complex. Lineage: Eukaryota; Metazoa; Chordata; Mammalia; Primates; Cebidae. The transcript is spliced from 3 exons. The record is from RefSeq and is a predicted model, not a curated record.